CCAAAGCAGGCGUCGGAGGGGGGAGCGGCAUCCCAAGGAGAGUCCCCCUCCUCCGCUUCCCGGAGCCGCUGCGUGCCCGCCGCCGCUGCCGCCGCCGCCGCCUCAGGAUGUGGGUGCCGCUGCUGCUGCUGCUGCCGGAGCUGCUCCCCGCCGUGCCGGCCCAGAAGCUCUCCGCCCUCACGUUUUUGAGAGUGGACCAAGACAAAGACAGAGAAUGCAGCCUGGACUGUGCAGGUUCCCCUCAGAAAUCACUGUGUGCAUCUGAUGGAAGAACUUUUCUGUCCCGGUGUGAAUUUCAACGAGCAAAAUGCAAAGACCCUCAGCUGGAAAUAGCCUACCGGGGCAACUGCAAAGAUGUUUCCAGAUGUGUGGCUGAAAGGAAGUACACCCAGGAACAAGCUCGCAAAGAAUUUCAACAAGUGUUUAUCCCAGAAUGCAAUGACGAUGGCACAUAUAGUCAGGUUCAGUGCCAUAGUUACACUGGAUACUGCUGGUGUGUCACUCCCAACGGUCGUCCUAUCAGUGGUACUGCUGUGGCCCACAAAACUCCCCGGUGCCCAGGUUCAGUGAGUGAGAAGCUGCCACAACGAGAAGGUGCAGGAAAAACAGUCUCCUUGCAAAUCUUUUCCAUUCUGAAUUCAGAUGAUGCCUCAGCUCCCGCGCUGGAAACUCAGCCUCAAGGUGAUGAAGAAGAUAUAGCUUCUCGUUAUCCUACAUUAUGGACUGAGCAAGUAAAGAGUAGACAAAACAAAACCAAUAAAAGCUCAGCAUCAUCAUGUGAUCAAGAACUUCAGUCAGCCCUGGAAGAAGCUAAACAGCCCCAGAAAGACAAUGUGUUCAUUCCAGAGUGUGCUCAGGGUGGCCUCUACAAACCAGUGCAGUGCCAUCCUUCCACAGGCUACUGCUGGUGUGUUCUGGUGGAUACGGGACGUCCCAUCCCUGGUACAUCAACCAGGUAUGAACAACCUAAGUGUGAUAAUGGUGCCAGAGCUCACCCGACCAAAACAAAGGAUUUAUACAAAGGACGCCAGCUUCAAGGUUGUCCUGGGGCCAAGAAGAAUGAGUUCCUGACUAGUGUUUUGGAUGCAUUGUCCACGGAUAUGGUGCAUGCAGUCUCUGAUCCAUCAUUGUCUUCUAGCCGAGUUUCAGAGCCUGAUCCAAAUCAUACUCUGGAAGAGAGAGUGGUCCAUUGGUAUUUCAAACAGCUAGAUAAAAAUUCCAGUGGUGACAUUGGCAAGAAAGAAAUCAAACCAUUUAAGAGAUUCCUAAGAAAGAAAUCAAAACCCAAAAAAUGUGUGAAGAAGUUUGUGGAAUACUGUGAUGUGAACAACGAUAAGUCGUUGUCAGUUCAAGAAUUAAUGGGCUGCUUGGGAGUAACAAAAGAAGAAGGUAAAGCAGAAACAAAGAAACGCCAUACGGCCCCUAAAACCAACACUGAGAGCACUUCAUCCAGCAGGCAGCAAGUUUCUAAGAAGCAAGGGUGAACAGCUUACUGAUCCAAGGCAGGUCUCUGACAUGUGGGAGAUUUCCUCACCAAAAGGCAAUAAAAACAACUGUAGUAUUUGCACUUUGUACUUAAAAAUGUAAAUUCACUUUGUAGAAAUGAAAUAUUUAAACAGACUUUUUUUUUUAAUCUGUGAAAAUGUAAUGGCUAGUUUUGAAAAAUUAUCACAUACAAUGUAUGUGUAUUCUUUUGUUGUCUGAAAUAUGUAAAACGUGUUGGAGAUGUAAAAGUUUGCAUUUAAACCAUUUUUUUUUUAAAUAGCUUUUUGGCAAACAGUAGCAUAGAAACCUGAUUCUAAGUAUUUUGGUUUCAAUAGUAUGCCUUGUUUUUCUUAAUCAAUACUGUCAUUUAAGUAGAGUUAUGCUGAAAAGUCUACUGUAUUCUCAAUUUUGUCCAAGCAGUGUUGGAUGUUUCAGGUUUGCAGGACUGAGGGAAGUGUGUAAAUUGCUGUUUACUUGGUUUUGCAGUUUUUAACUGAACAGGUUUUUCAUCGGUGGCAAUAUUUUAUUUCAUUUUGUUUUUAUUGUUAUUAUUAUGCUUUCCAAAGACCAUGCAAUGAGAAUGCAACCACUAAUGGAUUCAAAACAGUUAUUCUACAGUUGGGAUACUUGUAGAAAAAUGUAUCCUUUUAUCCAUUUUUGAGGUGCCUUCCAUUAUAAGUUUUGGUAGGAUUUUUUCCCCUGUUUAUUUUCACUUGGGUUAUUAAUACAGCAAACCAACAAGGAGUAAGGUGGAUUGUAAUGUCACUCCAGUCUGGUUCAGCCUGGGCCUAAAAGCAUGUUUCUUUGGUCAGUGCAAAGCAGGAGCAGAGUUUAUAUGGGUCAGAAUUGUAAAUCUAACUAUAAAGAGACAGGGAAGGCUAAACAGAUUGUUCAACCUUUUCUUUCCCUACACCUGGCUGCCCCCAUCAACUCUUUGGUUUGCCUCAGGGUCCACUAGAGGUAAAGCUGAACAAAUUAUGAACAGUUGCCGUCAGGAGGGGCUACUCACAUCGCCCCUGCCUGAGGCUUUUUCCUUGCUGUCUGAAAGUUCCCACAAGUUUUCAUACCUUCUCUGUCAUUUUUUCCCCCCAGUGCUUUUUUGUAUGUGUGCCUGAGGGGAAUAAGAACUUGCGGAUGUGAAUUUAGAGCAGGGGACCCAAGUAAAAAAGGUUCAGGUCUUGAACAACUGUGAGUUACAUGCAGCUGGGUUGAUCGAUGCAGUGGUAGAUGGACUGCUGGCAUCUAGGAGCUGACAUGAAAAGGCAGGAAUGUUGCAACAAGCAGUGAUUUCAUUCUGGUUUGUUUAAAUAACUUGUGGGAUCUGACAUGUGACUAGCUAAUCAUAAUAGCACCCUGGCUUGAGCUUGUACCUGGAAAAGCUUUCUUGCAAAUAAAUAUGUUUCGUUUCAAUGUCAACAUAUGCUGAAGUGAUAGGAAACACUGUAUGCAGUGGAAUUGUACCCCAGAAAUUGUGUACUCUAAGCUUUGGCAGCAGGAGGAACCAAGAUGCAGCUAUGUGUUAUCUUGUAUUUUUGUUACAAAAAGUAUUUGUUAUUCUUUUAUACUGUUAAACUUUGAAUUUAAUCUUCUUUAUAGAUUAAAGAUCAGUAUGUUAUCAAACUA
Molecule: messenger RNA, 3108 nt
Organism: Gymnogyps californianus (California condor)
Lineage: Eukaryota; Metazoa; Chordata; Aves; Accipitriformes; Cathartidae
Gene: SMOC2
Product: SPARC related modular calcium binding 2
Exons: 13
Coding region: 108-1484 (458 amino acids)
Biological process (GO): extracellular matrix organization
Cellular component (GO): basement membrane
Molecular function (GO): protein binding; calcium ion binding; heparin binding
Source: RefSeq, a predicted model, not a curated record